This is a messenger RNA of Ceratitis capitata (Mediterranean fruit fly), 1082 nucleotides long. It is a transcript of the gene Mettl5, whose product is annotated as methyltransferase-like protein 5. The coding region runs from base 20 to 670 and encodes 216 amino acids. Lineage: Eukaryota; Metazoa; Arthropoda; Insecta; Diptera; Tephritidae. The record is from RefSeq and is a predicted model, not a curated record. Gene Ontology annotation, biological process: rRNA methylation. Gene Ontology annotation, molecular function: nucleic acid binding; rRNA (adenine-N6-)-methyltransferase activity. The transcript is spliced from 4 exons.
GAAUUAAAAAAAAGAAACUAUGGCCAGUAUAAAGCUGAAAAAGUUGGAGGAAUAUUUGCAUGGUGUUGAUAGUUUUGAAAAACCGAAAAUCAAAUUAGAGCAAUACAUUACACCACCACACAUUGCUAGUUGUGUGCUCUACAACAUUCAGACACUGUAUGGUGACAUUGAAGGGAAAUAUGUCGGUGAUUUAGGUUGUGGUAGUGGCAUGUUGAGUAUCGGUUCUUUUCUUCUUGGUGCCGGCAUGACUACUGGUUUUGAAAUUGAUGGAGACGCAUUAAAUACUUUUCAAUACAAUGUAACGGAAAUGGAAUUGCCGGGCAUUGAUUGUGUUUUAUGUGACGUUCUAGCUUUGCCUAAGUGUGGUAAAUGGGGAAAUGCCUUUGACACGAUUGUUACCAACCCUCCCUUCGGAACCAAAAAUAAUUGUGGAAUUGAUAUGUUAUUUGUUCAGACUGGUAUAUCAAUGGCCUCUGGUGCUGUUUAUUCGUUUCACAAAAGUUCUACACGAGAUUACAUUCGUAAGAAAGUUAAAGAUUGGCACGUGAAAGGUAACGUAGUUGCAGAAUUGAAAUACAACAUUGACACCAGCUAUUCCUUUCAUAAAAGUAAAAGUGUCGAUAUUAAUGUGGACUUUUGGAGAUUCGAUGUAACUGAAAAAGAUAUUUGAAUUGAAUUUCUGGUAGAUUAUAUUUAAGAUUCUCAUAUAUUCUGAAGUUAACAUUAUUGAUUUAUGUAAAAUACCAGAAAAUUUUGUACAUAUGAAUCUUUAUCUGUAUGGUUGAAACUAUGCAUGUAUGUCUAUUAUUAUUUGAAACAGACCAACCUAUUUUUCCAAAUACAUUCUAUUCCAACUAGAUAUUUGCAGCAACAGCAUUUUCCAAGCAUUUAUAAAAAUAUCUAAAACUAUUUUACUGAUGUCAGAAAAUAGUAUUUUUUAAUAAUAACAAUUUCCACUUAUAUAUCGAAAAACGGUGGUUAAAACACGUUGUUGUUUUAUCAGCAUAAGUCAUUCAUACAGGUACAAGCUAUAAAUAUACAUAAGUAAAUGAAAAAUAAAAUAUACAUUAAUAUGCAAUGCA